Messenger RNA from Plasmopara halstedii, 1605 nucleotides. RefSeq names its product related to nto1-component of the histone acetyltransferase complex. The record is from RefSeq and is a predicted model, not a curated record. The transcript has a single exon. The coding region runs from base 1 to 1605 and encodes 534 amino acids. Gene Ontology annotation, biological process: regulation of transcription by RNA polymerase II. NCBI's taxonomy places the organism in Eukaryota, Oomycota, Peronosporomycetes, Peronosporales, Peronosporaceae.
AUGUCGAAAACCCGGAAAAUGGCGGACGAACUCUAUGAGACUAACGUUGGCAUUCAACGCACCAUACAGACACAUAUGACAUGGGAUCAACGUCGUCAGUUGGCAAUUGAUAUCUCAAAUUUAGCUCCACCUGAUCUUUCUGGUGUUUUGUUAAUAAUACGCAAUUAUGGUCAAGUUCUUGAGAUGCGCGAAUUGCUACCACAUAAACAGCAUGUGUUACCAUGGGAAGAGCAUGUUCAAGAUAAUGUACAACUCAUACCUCGAAAAGAAAAUUGGGAUAAUAUUCAAUUGCAGUGUAGCUUUCGCUUAGAUCAUGCAGAUGAUGAAUUGCUUCAGCAGCUACGGCAAUAUGUUGACGACUGUUACAUUCCUCACUUUGUUCCAAAAGAGAAUUGUAAUAUUUGUGAAGGACUUUGGUCAUGUGGGCGUAUUGUUUAUUGUGGUAAUGAUGCAUGUCCAAUUCGAGUACAUGAAGAAUGUUUUGGUGUUGUCCUGCGAGAACAAAUUGACGGUCCAUGGCGUUGUCCGUCAUGUUUACUUGGCAAGCAGCUUGUAUGUGCUGUCUGUAUGCAGUAUGGUGGACCACUUAAGCCUUUAACUAUGUCUGAAUCAUCUUCAGGUGAUGAACAAAAGUGGGUACACGUCUUGUGUGCAUUGGCAAUUCCAGAGUUAUUGAUGCGAGAUGUUCCCACUAUGGAGCCUGUCGAUGGCUUUGAAGAAAUAGACAAUGGAAGAUUUCGAUAUUUAUGCGCUAUCUGUCGCAAACGUGGUGGUGCUUCCGUUAUAUGUGAGGCAGAGGGUUGUAAUGUGGGUGUUCAUCCACUCUGUGCAGCUGAUGCUGGCCUUAUGAUUGGGAAUGAAGGCAAUUUGCUUGGAGUGUACUGUGAUAAGCACUUGCCUACUUCUCGAAUUCCAGGAGCCAAGCGCUGGAUUAGUGAUGAGGAUCUCGUAGAGGAGAUUAUGAGCGAGUAUUCGAUUGACGAAGACUUUGAUGCGGACGAUAGCGAUACAUUACGUUUUAGUGAUACUGAACGCUACGCUUUUGUACUAGAAUCGACCCCAUACUAUCAUUGUCAACAACAGUUGCUAGGUUCAACUGCUACAUUUAACUUUGGUCCAGCUCCAUUUUCAGCAAUUGGUGAUCAGACUAAUGAUAUUGACCGAAAAACUUUUUUCGGGACGAAAAUCACUGCCAAUGCUUACGUACCACCGGCUAUGGUCGUUCAGAAUCUCAAAACGCAAAGGCCGAUGCUCUACCCACCUCCAACGUUAUCGUCUCGCGUGAUGCGACUGGGUCUUCCCGAGUUUCCAAAAGAAACACAUUUAGUUGGAGCUAUUGUGGAGUAUUCAACUAAAGCUAAGGAUGAGUGGCUACGCGCUCGUGUGGUGCAGUGGGAUAAGGAGAAGAAAGAGCAUCUUGUGCAUUUAAUAGCAUCCGACCAGAAGCUAUGGACAAAGCUGAACGUGGAGAAUUCAUUGAUACUGUACCUCCCAGAUGAAGUGAAUUUAGUGGAUGGUCCAAUUGUGAAGCUCAUACGUCCCGUGAUCAACGGCAUCGUGCAGUGGCGCCCUAAGCCACGUCAGUUUGCACCUGCAUCACCAUGA